Messenger RNA from Archocentrus centrarchus (flier cichlid), 1447 nucleotides. RefSeq names its product sialic acid-binding Ig-like lectin 16. NCBI's taxonomy places the organism in Eukaryota, Metazoa, Chordata, Actinopteri, Cichliformes, Cichlidae. The coding region runs from base 155 to 1084 and encodes 309 amino acids. The transcript has 9 exons. The record is from RefSeq and is a predicted model, not a curated record.
AAAUAAACAACAUUGUGGUCAGACAUGCCAAGAGGAGCUCUGCUAAAAGAUUUAUAAGCUCCCUUAAUGCAUCCAUAACAAUGAUCCAGAGUCUUCAAAUUUCUCGUGGGGCAAUUUACAUAUUGAUGCAGUUAUUACAAGAUCCCUGAGAACCAUGGACAAAAAGACAAAGGUUAUGAUACCUUGUCUGCUUUUAGCAGCCAUUUGUAGCUCUGUGUUCAGUGACAUAUGGAAGGCCACUGUUGUAAAAAACAUUGAUGCUCUGGUUGAAUCCUGUGUUGUGAUACCAUGUUCAUUCUCUCAUACUGGAGGAAACCUGCCCACCCCCAGACUCAGAGCGAUGUGGCACUAUAAAGAUAGAAGUCCAGAUACAAAGGGAAAUAACAUCUAUCAUGAUGAUUCUACAAUGAUCCUGGACAACUUUAAGGGCCGGACAAGGAUGUUGGGACAUCUGGGUCAGAACAACUGCACCUUAGAAAUAACUGAUGUUAAAAAUCAUGACAACGGCCCUUUCUGUUUCCGGGUUGAACUAGUGCGAACAGAAGACAAUGAACCCACCAAGGACAAGUUCUCCUUUGUUGAAGACUGCGCUGAGUUGAACAUGAUCCCUACUCCUCCAGAGCCUACACUGAUUCACCCAAAAUCAGUCAGCCAAGGAGAGCCCUACACUGUCAUCUGUUCAGUCAUACACACCUGCCCCACCCAUGUACCUGAACUCACUUGGAAUUUGAAGACCAGUGGGGUUAUUCUGUAUCAGAGAGAAAUUCAUUCUGGAAAAAUGGAGACACUGUCCAUCCUGACAUUUAUUGCUGAGGUGAAGGAUGACAACAGUGAGCUGACCUGCACAGCUGAAUUUAGUAGACAGCAGAAGGCAUCCUCAACAGUCAGACUCAGUGUAACACGUAUUGAAAGCUACAAUCACAUCAUCAUUCCCAGUGCAGUGGGGAUUGGUAUUGCUCUGCUCUUUGGCAUCCUCUGCAUUUUUAUGGCAAAAAAAUACAAAAACCGUAUUGCAGAGCUCCAAAAUCAAGACGGAACCAUGUGGAACAGGCUUUCCCGAUUAUCUCGCAGGGGAAGACACUAAAGGUAAUCAAAUGAGAUCAAGAAGGGGACUGAAGUCAGAUGGUUACAUUCUUCAUUUGCUUAUCAGCUUCAGGAAAAAAAAAAUAGCAUGAUCAAUGUUAAAACACAAAAAUAUAAUAUAAAAAUGUUUCAUUAGUGAGGGAAACAGCUUCUUUUUUUCACCAUCAGCUUAUAGCCUUUUUUUUUUUUUUUGCAUCAAAUGGUACAGUGCAUUUUUUUUCAUACAUGAAUGGAUGUGCUGUGGUUUUGUGAUUGUGCUAACAAAAUUUACUAAACAUGUACCAAAGCAACACACCCACCGCUUCCUGUUUUCUAAGCAGAUGUAUCAGUAAUGUGAGCCGCUUUUUGAACAUUAAAUCUUCAU